AGGAGGGAAGAUUCAACCCUGACCCAAAGGACUCGAUUCCAGUCAUCUGAAUUGGAGAGAACUUUUUAGACUGCAGAUACUUUUGACUCUGCUUCACAGGAAGAUGACCAAUAUGUCAGAUAGAAGUGUGUUUGUUUUCUUCGUUGUAGCACAGGUUAUUACCCUGGUCUGGUCCCAGGUGUGUCCUCGUCGGUGCCCCUGCCCUAAAGAGCCCCCUCUGUGUCUCCCUGGGGUGCCUCUGAUCCUGGAUGACUGCGCCUGCUGCCUGGUCUGUGCUGCUCAGAAAGGCCAGGCUUGUUCUGAACUGAACCCCUGUGACACCCGCAGAGGGCUGCAGUGCGACUACUCAGCCGACGUCCACAGGAGGACGGGAGUCUGUGCCGUUCACCAGGGGAACGUGUGUGUUCUGGAUGGUUCUGUCUACCAGAACGGUCAGACCUUCUUCCCCAGCUGUAAAUACCAGUGCGUGUGCAGGGACGGCCAGAUCGGCUGUGUGCCGCGCUGCAACGUGGACGUCAUGCUGCCUGGACCUGACUGUCCGAUGCCCCGCAGGGUCCAGGUGCCCGGAGAGUGCUGCGAGAAGUGGGUCUGUGAGCCCCAGACUGAGGCCAGCGCUCUGGGGGGCUUCGCCAUGGCAGCAUAUCGCCAGGAGGAAACAGUGAGCUUUGACGGCUGGGAUCCCAGCCUGAACUGCAUCGAGCAGACCACCGAGUGGGGUGCCUGCUCUCGAACAUGUGGUAUGGGCGUCUCCACCAGGGUCACCAACAAGAACCAGCGGUGUGAGAUGGUGAAGCAGAGUCGGCUGUGCAUGAUCAGACCCUGUGAGCAGCUGCAGGACCAGCUCACACAGUUGGCACCAAAGAGAGGCAGUAAGUGCCAGAGGAUGGUGAGGAGUGACACAGCCGUCCACCUCUCCUACAAGAACUGCACCAGCGUCCAGGCCUACAAGCCUCGCUACUGUGGCUCCUGCACGGACGGCCGCUGCUGCACGCCGCACAGAACCAGAACCGCCCUGGUGGACCUCCAGUGCUCCAACGGAAAAACCGCCAGGAGGCCGGUGAUGGUGAUCCUGACCUGUGCCUGCCACAGUCACUGCCCUCGAGACAACGCGGUAUGGCCGCCGUCCGAGCUGGGAUACAGCGGCAUGAGAGUAUAGGACAACACUAGGAUAGGAUUCUAAACAGACUGUGUCUCUAGAACCAUAAAUGCCUGGAGCUGGGUUGAAAGACACUUCCCUUUACUCUAAACUAUGAGUUUCAUUAACUCUAAAAUGUUAAUUAAAACAACAUGAUCUAUAUGGUGCAAUAGUCCAAACUGUGCAGCAUAGAGGCCUUUAAUUUUCAACAUAAAGAAUCCAAAGUCAUUCUAGGAGCUGCAGUAAAAAGCUGCUUUUUUUUCUUUCUUUGACCUGGAUGACUGAAAAUUGACACUGACGUAGUUUAGAUUUAAUCCAUAAAACAAUAAUCCUCAUCUGAAGUCACAGAGAAUUAAAUAUGAAUAUUAAAUCCUGUGGACAAAUUAGUGUUACCUUCACUAAGCACAGUCAACGCACUUGUGACAUUUGAUUCUAUGCUUCUAGAGUUUAUACUGCAGUUCAUUCACAAUAGACUUUACUUUAAAACUGUUCAGAAGUCAAAUAGUAUGAAGGUACACUGUCAGGAGAAUCACGGCUGCCUUCAAACCUUCUCACUUGAUGGCAAAUCAGACAUUAUUUAGCAUUUUUUUUUAGACAAAGAGCAUGAAACCAGAGCAUCUUGUUCUGCAUAAAUUAAGAGGACGCAGGCUUCUGCAAUGUAAUGUCGCCAGUAGAUUAAAGAACUGCAGAGUAAAAAACAAAACAAGAACGAUAAUGGUGUAAUCAGCAGGAAAGUAGAAGUUACAAACAGAGGAGAUCAGCAACGUUUCAUUCACGCUGCUCUGGAAAUUUUCCAACUAUUGGACACAUUUUUGAAAUAACUGAACUGUGGACUUUGACGUGAUUCCAGACGAAGGCUCCUUCGACGAAACAGAGGUCACUGUGGUGUCUUAGUGUCAUUUCUAACAUCUGCCUGAAACCUCACCCUGACAUAAAUAAUGUUCCCAUCAAUAAAUGCAGAAAUUUUUUAGGUUUAGAAGGGCUGAUGUUUUUCCAUUUUUUGUUAAAGGUAGUGCACAUAACAGUUAUUUGUAAUGACAAAAGUUCUGUAAAUACUUGCUGUAUAGACUGAGUGUGUAUCAAAUACACAGCGUUAUUCGCUAAUAAUAUGAAUUGUAUAUAUUGGUUUGUGAUAUAAAUGUUGUCUACUUGAAUUAUGCUUCACUCUGCUGUUUCCUGUAUCUUUCUGCAAAACAAAACAUCGGAAAUAAAUGUGUAUUUUUUGAA
Stegastes partitus (bicolor damselfish) is the source of this 2362-nucleotide messenger RNA. It is a transcript of the gene ccn3, whose product is annotated as cellular communication network factor 3. The coding region runs from base 104 to 1156 and encodes 350 amino acids. Gene Ontology annotation, biological process: positive regulation of cell differentiation; cell adhesion; signal transduction. Lineage: Eukaryota; Metazoa; Chordata; Actinopteri; Pomacentridae. Gene Ontology annotation, molecular function: heparin binding; integrin binding. The transcript is spliced from 5 exons. Gene Ontology annotation, cellular component: extracellular matrix; extracellular region. The record is from RefSeq and is a predicted model, not a curated record.